GAGGAACCUCAAAACCCUAAAGGUUCGAAAUGGCGUCUCUUGGUAUGAUCCAUGGAUCUUCACGGAAGCAGGUAACUACAAUGGCGUCGUUCUUCAACAAGCUCAGCCCUCUCGGUUCCUUUCGUUCAUCUCUCUCAGGCCGCCAUACGAACCAAGCCGUGAGGCCCUUCUCUGCUGAGAUCUCUCACCACAGGCACCACCAGGAGACGCACAAGUUUCUGGAGCCAGAGUGCUUCAUCGGAAGCUGGAAGGCUCCGACGGAUCCUGAGGAGGCGCAGAAGAGGCUUGCGCAGCUUCGGAGAGACUAUGCGAAGAAGGUGAAAGCUGUUCGCAAGGAGUAUAUCCAUGAAGUGGAGAUGCUUCGGAUUGAGAAGCAGCGCAAGGAAGAGGCUCGUAUGCAGGCUAUGCGGGUCGCCAAUGAGGAGCGUCGGAGAUUGAAGGUUGAGGCAGCGAAGUUGAGGGCUGAGGAGCGUAAGAUCGCCGAGGAAGAAUUCCGGAAAACACUGAUGAAAGAGAGAGCGGAGAAGCUGGAGAAUUGGAGGAUGAAGGAGAGAGCAAGGGAGGAGAAUAAAAAAGAGAAGCAAGAGCUAUUGCGCAGACAGAGUUCAUUGUGGGUAGAGCAUAACGAACUUGAGAAGAAGAUUUUGGAAGCCAUCGUCGACGUAUCUUCUCUCUAAAUUGCGUUCUCUCCUUUAUUGUUUUAUCCUCUUGUCAGAGAGAGAGAGAGAGAGAGAGAGAGACUCCUUUCUUCUCCAAAUACAGAACCAAAGCUUUUAGCUCUACGCGCUUUAUGGAUCUCAGUCCAAGAUGAAAUAAUUUUUGCGACAAAUCUUGACCAAAUCUUUUGUUACUUCGUGGUAUGCAUUUGAACUAAUGUUGACUGUUUGCA
This is a messenger RNA of Tarenaya hassleriana, 889 nucleotides long. RefSeq names its product golgin subfamily A member 6-like protein 22. NCBI's taxonomy places the organism in Eukaryota, Viridiplantae, Streptophyta, Magnoliopsida, Brassicales, Cleomaceae. The record is from RefSeq and is a predicted model, not a curated record. Bases 30 to 677 code for a protein of 215 amino acids. The transcript is spliced from 2 exons.